AUGUCAUUCAUCGCUAGAAGACAAUUAUCUACAUUAAUCCCACCAAAGAUUGCUUCUGCUAAGGUACGUAAAAUUAUUUGA
Molecule: messenger RNA, 81 nt
Organism: Debaryomyces tyrocola
Lineage: Eukaryota; Fungi; Ascomycota; Pichiomycetes; Serinales; Debaryomycetaceae
Source: the annotation of a GenBank genome assembly